Patella vulgata (common limpet) is the source of this 1531-nucleotide messenger RNA. RefSeq names its product probable ATP-dependent RNA helicase DDX47. The transcript is spliced from 13 exons. Gene Ontology annotation, molecular function: RNA helicase activity; ATP binding; nucleic acid binding. The record is from RefSeq and is a predicted model, not a curated record. NCBI's taxonomy places the organism in Eukaryota, Metazoa, Mollusca, Gastropoda, Patellidae. The coding region runs from base 149 to 1489 and encodes 446 amino acids.
UUCAAUAUAUAUUUAUUAAAUUAAUUUCGUUCCACGCUAUUGCACGACAUUCUGGAAAUUAAGUCAACUAACCGGAAAUACUAGGUUUGAUAACCGUAGAACAACACACGUGCGACGUUUUAUCGUAAAGAAAAUAAAUAAAUAAACAAUGUCUAAUAGUGAUUCUGAAUCCAACUCUAGUCAUUCUGAAGGAGAGGAAGAAGAGGACGAAAAGGUUACCUUUAAAAGUCUUGGUAUUGUUGAUGUUUUGUGUGAUGCUUGCGAACAGUUAAAAUGGAAAACUCCGACAAAAAUUCAAAGGGAAGCUAUACCAGUGGCUUUAACAGGUAAAGAUAUAAUUGGUUUAGCAGAAACAGGUUCCGGGAAGACUGGAGCUUUUGCAUUACCUAUUCUACAAGCUUUAUUAGAUAGUCCACAGCGUCUGUUUGCUCUUAUGCUAACACCAACAAGAGAGUUAGCUUUUCAAAUAUCAGAACAAGUCUGUGCUUUAGGGACAUCAAUUGGGGUCAAAACUGCUGUGAUAGUGGGUGGAAUGGAUAACAUGAGUCAAGCUUUAAUGUUAGCAAAGAAACCUCACAUUAUUGUUGCCACACCUGGUAGACUUAUCGAUCAUUUAGAAAAUACAAAAGGCUUUUCACUUAGUUCUCUGAAAUACUUGGUAAUGGAUGAAGCUGACAGAAUAUUGAACAUGGAUUUUGGAAAAGAGAUUGAUAAGAUAUUAAAAUUAAUUCCAAGACAAAGAAAAACAUAUUUAUAUUCUGCUACAAUGACACAGAAGGUAAAUAAGUUACAGAGAGCAUCAUUAUGUGAUCCUGUUAAAGUACAAGUUUCUAGUAAAUAUCAAACAGUAGAUAAACUACAACAGUUCUAUAUAUUUAUACCUGUUAGAUAUAAAGAUGUAUAUCUGGUAUCUAUAUUAAAUGAACUAGCUGGAAAUAGUUUUAUGAUAUUCUGUAGUACAUGUGCCAACACACAGAGAGUUUCUCUUUUAUUACGUAAUCUGGGUUUUACAGCUGUUCCACUUAACGGACAGAUGAAUCAGUCUAAAAGAUUGGGUGCUCUCAACAAAUUUAAAAGUAAAAGUAGAUCAAUUAUUUUAGCUACUGAUGUGGCCAGCAGAGGUUUGGACAUACCCCAUGUAGAUGUUGUGAUAAAUUUUGAUAUACCUACUCAUUCUAAAGAUUAUAUACACAGAGUGGGUAGAACAGCCAGAGCUGGUAGAUCAGGCAAAGCUAUUACAUUUGUUACACAAUAUGAUGUCGAGUUAUAUCAGAGAAUAGAACAUUUAAUAGGUAAAAAAUUACCACUAUAUAAAACAGAAGAAGAGGAAGUGAUGGUAUUAAUGGAAAGAGUAUCUGAAGCACAGAGAUUAGCUAAACUGGAUAUGGCAGACUUGGGUAAAAAGAGAAAAGGUAAUAAAGGAGAUAUCGAUGAUACAGAAGACUCUAUGGGGGUUCGCAAACAGAUGAAAAAGAAGAAGCGAAAAUAAAAUGAUGUGAUUUGUUAUGUAAAUAAAUGUGUACAUACUACA